CCGGCCCUUUGACGGCUAACUUCACGCGCCUGUCAUUAAAAGCGCGGCGUGUCGGCUUAAAAUAGGGCAUUCGGAAACUUAGUAGCUAGUUGUGUUUUCUGAGGCUUGUUCAUCGGCCGUUAUUAUGGUUCGCGAAGUGAAAAACCUGGAAGAGUUCCAGAGCAUCCUGAAGGAAGCUGGAGACAAGCUGGUGGUGGUGGACUUCACAGCCACAUGGUGCGGCCCCUGCAAACAGAUUGCCCCACUGUUUGCUCAAAUGGCGGCUGAUGACGAGAACAAGAACGUGAUUUUCCUGAAGGUGGACGUCGAUGAGGCAGAGGAUGUGAGCUCAUCUUGUGGAAUCAACUGCAUGCCCACCUUCCACUUUUACAAGAAUAACCAGAAGGUACACGAGUUCUCCGGUGCCAACGUAGUCACGCUAAAGGAAAAAGUAAAAGAGCUGAGAUAAGAAGUCCAGUUGACACAGCCAUGAUGUAAAAGGAGGAGGAAAAAUGCCUCAUAGUAGAAGCUGUUACCCUCUGUACAUUCCUCAUAUCUAUCAAGUCUAUCCCAAACAGGCAAUAAUAUAUCCACAUAUCCCAUAAUAGUUUAGUGUGUCUGUGUUAACAACAGGCUGAACUAUGAAGCCGAUCACUACUUUAAUUCUGUUUUUUAUUAUGACCAUUUGGCUUCGCUCCUAAACUCCUUUGUAUGUUAAUGUGCUCGAUAAGGUGGUUUUAAUAAAUGAACUGCAAUUAA
Oreochromis aureus is the source of this 738-nucleotide messenger RNA. RefSeq names its product thioredoxin-like. Gene Ontology annotation, molecular function: protein-disulfide reductase activity. Lineage: Eukaryota; Metazoa; Chordata; Actinopteri; Cichliformes; Cichlidae. Bases 125 to 448 code for a protein of 107 amino acids. The transcript has 5 exons. The record is from RefSeq and is a predicted model, not a curated record.